AUGUUUGUUCGAACAUAUUCAACAAUACGAAGUGUAUUUUCUAAAGCAUCAGACUUACCUAUAAUACUUGAACGACUUAAUGCAACUACUUAUGUUUAUGCGACGUUGAAAAAGAAUGCAAAAAAUAUACCAUCUUAUUGGAUGUUUAAUUUUCUUUAUUUUACUGAACCAGAAAAAGUUUAUCCCUCUACUCGACAUCCUGUUGUCAAUUGGGAAGAAAAUUUGGAUUUCAAUUAUACUAUAACUGAUAAUACCAGUGUGCCGAUACUUUGGCCAAUAUCAUAUUCGUUGUUAUCGGCAACAAAUACAACAAAAAUAUAUAUACAAUUUUUUUCUACAUCAAGGAAACCUUUUGCUCGAUUCACGACAACAAUGCCUUAUUACGAACAAAAAGCCAAUUCUAUUGAUCAAGAAAUCUCAGCAACUAAUGAAAAAAAAUUAUUUACAGGCGAUUCCUCAACUGUACCAUAUAUUCCUCUUUUAUCAGAUGAAACACAAUCAAGUAAUACUGAUGAGAAUUAUCAAUUUAUUGAAAACAUUUCAUUCGAUUCUCAAGAACGAGAAAAUCGAUCAUUAGAAACAACAUCGGAAUCUGGAAUUCCAUCAAUUGUCGAAACAUCAUCUAAUCCGCAAACACUUCCCACCAGUACAUCUGAAUCAGUCAUAUCGAACGAUGAUUUACGACCUACAAUUGACGAAGGAGAAAACCUAUCACUAAAUCAAAUUACUCAAUCUCAAGAUUAUGAAUCGAAGAAGACACCGUCUUAUUCAAAACAUUUUAAUCAAGAAAUCUUCGUUUCUGAUGAUGAUUUGCAAUUGUAUUUACAAGGACGAAGUAAUCUCUCACAGGCUCAAGAAGCACAAAUUCAGGCGUUCUUAGCUAAAAAGACGUCUUCGAAGAAGACCAUAUUUUCAAAAUAUUCUACAAGUAAAAGUAUGCUAAUGAAAACACUGACACCUAACGACAUAUCAGAAGUUUAUUCUGAAGCAGAAACAAGUUUAUCACUUAGUAAACAAGUUCAAUCAACAGAUUUUCAGCCAUUUUCAAAAUAUUUUAAUAGUACGAUUAGUAAUAUAGUAUCAUCAGAAUUUGCUUUACAAAAAUUAGCUUCUACUAUACCAAUUACAACUAGAAGAAAAACAAGAAUGCGACGACCUGGACAAUCGAUUGGUGAUGAUAGUAUUGAUUUUGAUAACAGUACCGAACAACUUUCUAAUAUCUAUACUGAUUCAAAUGACGAUAAGAUUUUAUCGAUUGAUACACUUAAUGAAUAUUCUCAGUUGUCAACAUCAAAAUCUUUUAUCUCACCACUACCGACAGGUACUUCUGUUAAGUCAACGAAACAACCGUCUCAUUUAAGAACAUCAAUGAGUACUUCGUUAAAAGACGUUCUAGAAGCACUUGCAUUAGAUACAACAAAAUCAGAUUUUAUGACCAAUGAAAAAUCUCGAACUGAUAAUCGAAUUUAUCAACUAUCAACAGCAUCGUCAUUAGAUCAACUAAUUCAAUACACUUCUGAUGUAAAUCUUAUAUCGUCCACAUUAUCUGUAAAUGAUUCAUCAAAUUUGAAAAACUAUUCUCUAGUAAGUCAAUUCGAUCCAAUUCUCAUGAAUAAAAAUGCUACUAUACAUUCCAAUAAUAAUAAUGAAAAAGCGACUAUUCAUGAUGACGACGAUAGAAUAAAUAGUUCCCUUUUCCCAACGAAAUUUAAAUUAACAAUGGAUCCGAAAUUUUCACAAACUACUCCAGGUCAAUUAAUAUCAACCAAUGUUCAGAGUACCUCAUCAGAUAAAACUUCUAAAUCUUCUGCAGAUAUCAAUACCGAUCAAACUUCGUCAGUCUUAGUAGUAAUCUCAGCUGAUAAUAUUACGCAUAUGGAUUCACUACCACUAGUGACUCGUCGAUGGGAUACACAAACCACUGUUAACCAAACUGAAAUAUCUUCUUCAAAGAUUAAUGAUACCAUAAUUCCUUCAAUGCUUCAGAAUCUUACCUUUUUACAAAACCAAUCUAAUAUAUAUGAUACAUCAAAACCGAUUGAUAUUAUGAGAGAUAGUCUUAAUGAUGAUCCUAUUAAUAUUAAACAAACUUCAACAUUACCAACGUUAAUCACAAACGAUACAUUGAUUUUAACUACAACAUCGGGUUAUAUUACUCAAACUAUAAAAGAUGAAAUUAACUAUAAAAAUUCUUCGGGAAUGUCAGUAGAUGUCAAUAUUACCUCUAUCUUUCGCACAUCAUCACCGCUUAUUAUGUCUAAUACAACCCUGCUUUCUUCACGUCGUUCACCUUUAUCAUCACCGUUGCACUAUUCACAUCGAUAUUCAAGCACUAGGUCACCAAAAUUUACUUCAUUGUCAUCACCAAAACUCUUUUCAGACACCACUACCACAAUAACAACAACAACUACCACAAUAACAACAACAACUACAACAACGAUAACAACUACAACAACAACAACUACAACAACUACAACUACAACAACUACAACUACAACAACAACUACAACAACAAUAACAACUACAACAACAACAACGAUAACAACUACAACAACAACAACUACAACUACAACCACUACAUCUACAACAACUACAACAACAAUAACAACUACAACAACAACAACUACUACAACAACAACAACUACUACUACAACAACAAUCACCACACCAACAACAAUGCUAUUGUCAACAGAAAUAACAACAAUGCCUUCAUAUUCGACCAUUUUUUCAUCGUCUACUAGCACAUUACAAUCGUCAUAUCAGUUUUCAUCAAUACAAACAACUAAUGAAGUUCGAACAUCACAUAUAAAACAAUCGACAUUAAUUAGUACUCUUGCUGAUAUGUCUUCUUUGCCUCCGAUAACAACGUAUCAACCGCAUUUGACAUCAACUAUUCCUUUCACAUCAUACCUUACUACUAAUGAACAAUUGUUAACAACAAUAUUUGAUUCAUAUACAUCUAAAUUUCCCAAAACCUACAUCGAAUCAUCUUCAUUAUCAUAUGCAAAAUCUACUGAAUCAUUCACUACUAAUUAUCAAUUUAUAACAAGUACUCUAGUUCCUAGUACUAAUCUUGACUCUUCUCCAACAAUAACAUCAGAUAAAACUUCGAUGCGUUCUACUUUACCUACUACGUCUGAAGAAACUCUUUCACUGUCUAAUUAUCAAUUAUUUGAAACUACUGAGACGCCAUAUUUAUCAUCGCUAAGUACUGAUCGAUAUCAAGAAGAAUUUACUCCAUUGAAAUUUGCAUCGACAAUUUUUCCUCACAUUGAUAAAUCAAAGGUUUUCUCGACACUUGAACAUUCUACUAUACGAACAAGUUAUCUAUCAACAACAAGUAUAACUGCAACGACGACUACGUCAACCACCACUACCACAACAACAACAAAAAAUCGAUAUAAAACUCGAAAAUCGAAGAGAACUGGUUGGACAACACAAACAUUAUCAACUACUGCUUCUUUUCCAACCGCUACGGUUAUACCUUCAUAUCAAACAACCCUUAAAUCUGAUUAUAAAUUACCAACAUCUACAAAAAUGUCAACUUGGCCUUCUGAAUUGUAUUCUCCUGAACAACAAGACACAGUUCUUAUAGAACCACGAUUAAUUAAAAAUGAUUCUAAUAGACUUAUAUCUAAUGAUUUACUUAAUCAAAUAUUUAAUAAUAUGUCGACAUCAGGAAAUUCUUCAACAGAAAAAUAUAUUUAUUUUAAUUUAAAUGAUUAUCCACCAUCAUCAUGGAACUUAUCAUUAAAUUCUAACGAAAAUAUUUUUCUUGAUGUUGUAUUCCCAUCAUCAUCUACUUCAACAAAUUUAACAUUUUCAAAUAUUGCAGCAAAUCGUUUAUCAACAAAUAUAAUUGGUAUACCAAUUAAUUUACAAGUUGAUCGUGUACAAACAAAACAAUUUUCAUUAACAAUGAAUGCAACAGAUAAUGAUUUAAAUGUAAAUCGUACAAUACCAUAUUUCUCUGAUGUUAUUAUUGGUCAUGUUAAAAGUGAACAAUUUGAAUUAAAUUUAACUAAAACAGAUAAUAUGCAUGUACGGGUAACACAAGUUGAUUCAGCAACAGCUGAACUUUAUCUUGAUAGUAAUUUUUGUACAAAUGAAAGUAGUUUAGAAAUUAAUUUAAAUCUUUCACAAAACGGAACAAUUCGUUAUGGUAAUCGACAACCAAUACAUAUUGGACCAGUUUUUACUCGAGUACAUAUGCUUAAACACUCAUGUGAUCGUCAACAACCAUUAACAUUAUUUUUUGAUAUAUGUGAACGAUCAAAUCCAUGUGUAAAUGAUGGUAUAUGUCAAGCUGUUAUGCCAGAUUAUAAUGAUAAUUCAAAUACGAUCACAGAAAUUGGACAUGUUGGUUAUAAAUGUCAAUGUCCAUUACAUACAUCAGGUGAACAUUGUCAAUUUUUACAAUAUCCAUUAGGUUAUUGUUUAAAUAAUGGAACAUUAUUUCAAAUGAAUAAUAGAUAUAAUAAUACAAUUGAAAAAUGUAUCUGUCCAAUAGGUUUUCGUGGUGAACAUUGUGAAGAAAAUAUUGAUAAUUGUAUUGGUAUAACAUGUUUUGAUCAUGGCAUAUGUGAAGAUGGUAUUGAUCAAUAUAAAUGUUCAUGUUUUGAUGGUUAUUUUGGUUUUAAUUGUGAACAUAAACAUGUACAAAUUGUUUUAUUACAAGCAGCAAGUCGAUCAUUUGGUGUUGUUGCAAUUUUAUUAAUUGCUGCUAUAGCUGGUCUUGUUGUUGCUAGUGAUAUUCAUACAUAUUUAACAAGAAAACGUCAAACAUCUAAUUUACCGAAAAAAAUCUCACGUGUACAAUCAGAAUUAUUUGAAAAUUCAGUACUUUUACUUGGAUUUAGUGAUGCACCUAUUGAAAUGAGUGAUUUAUCAACUGUUCGAAAAUGGAAAAAACCAGUAAUAUUGAAACAACGUCAAACACAUAGAACAACAAGAAAUAGAAAAUCAACAGGUUAUCAACAACUUUCUAGACGAAAACCAUUCACUACCAUUUCAAAAUUCUCAUCUCGACGUUAUGCAGCAUCAAGUCAACUUGAUCAAACAAUUAUUUAA
This is a messenger RNA of Rotaria sp. Silwood1, 5070 nucleotides long. The record is from the annotation of a GenBank genome assembly. Lineage: Eukaryota; Metazoa; Rotifera; Eurotatoria; Philodinida; Philodinidae.